GUUUACAUUUUUAUACGGAGGAGAUAAAAUUCGAUUUUAAAAAUCGAAUACAUAGUGCGGAUGCUUACCAAUAAAUAUAUUAAUUAAAAUAAUAAACUUUUAAACUAUUUAAUAUAUACCCUAAAUUGGAACUUUCUGUUGCUUGUAUUUUGUAGAAAGCUUUUCUGGUUGUACAGUAACGUGUUGCUCUCAAAGUUGGAAGUGACUCUUUCCUGACCGCAGUCGGUCUGUGCGUGUGUUAAUAGGGGAGAGGAGGAUAAGAGUCGGGACCUGCCCCAGAGCGAACAUGUCUGUCCAAGCUCGAGGCCACUUGUCUUCCUCUGUAAGGCAGUGUCUGCUGUAAGGUCCCUCUGGUCUCAACCACAGGUCUCUCCAAAUACCUCACCUUAAUGCUCCGCGCAAUCUUUCCGAAACUUAACCAAUCCGACUUGUGCUCGUCUAGCCUCUGAUUCAUUCCCUAUCCAAGACUAAAGAAUAAACGCACCUGUAAGGUGCAGUUCUGUAAUAGGUUGCUUGGCCAAUUCAAAAGGAAGCUGUCAAACACCCCAGUAAUAAUCACAUUUGACCAGAUGUCACAGUGAUAGUGACAGCGAAGCUAAGGAGAGUCGCCGUUAGGAGAGAGCUAAUGGUGAAUGGGCUUCAAAUGAACGUCCGCUGCUGUUCACUGUUAGCGGUGUCACAACUUGGUGUCCAGUUCCCCAUGGAAAUGUUUUGAAUGAGAUUGUUUUAUUUUCACGAUGCCAACACAAGCAUAGAAAAGAAGUGGCCCCACACUAUAAAGUUAUUUGGUUCUUCGUUGUGAAGAUGUUUGCAGUGCUCUCAGCGCUCCGUUUUCUCACACUCUGUGGCUCAGAAAUCUCAGCCCAACGCGAUACAACCAUUGAUGCCAUCGUUGGACAAGAUGUUCAUUUCCCUGUGGAGACUCAGUGCGAAGAUCAAUUUCUGGUAACAUUUCAGUUACUUUCCCCGGUUGAUGCAGUUCUUGCCUCGCGGGGAAUGAACUUGUCUGGGACACAGCACCCGCUGUACAAGGACAGACUGUACUGGAGCGCGAAUGGUUCCCCGGUGCUGUCCAAAGUGCGGGUUAAUGACAGGAAACGAUACGAUACCCAGAUCGACUGCUACCACGAGUCCUCAAUGACCACAGCGAAACAGAUCUACGACUUGCGCGUGUUCGAACCAGUUCAGAAGCCGGUGAUAAUACAAAUUUGGAAGUGUCCGCCUCCAAAUAUUACUCUGAACUGCUCUGUCUCCAAUGGAACAUAUGUUACAUUCUACUGGGAUAUUCUAUCUCUGUCUGAAAACACCAACAGAACCUUUGAGGGGCCGGAACUGGUGGUGAACCAUGAGAAUGAGUGGAAACAAUACAUAUUCAGGUGCAUAGUGAAGAACAGAGUUAGUAAUGCAAGUAGUGGACUCACUAUUACAGAGUUGUGCAAUGAAAAUAAUUUUGCACGUGAGUACCUCUAUUACAUAUACCCAGCAACGUUGCUGUUACUUGCAGUUGUAGUCGUAUAUAACUACCAAAAAAUAAAACAGUGUGCCCAUGACGAACAAUUCAAGAGGGAAACACAAAGGCCUGGAAAGGAAGUGGUUUUCCUUCAAGAUGGAGUUAUUGAACCCACAUAUAUUGAUAUUUUGGAUUCAUACUAAAGACAGCCCAUGAACUGGACACCAAUUGAAAACUGAAAGAAAAUGAUUGAACCCCGUCUGCUGCAAAAUGGGGAUCAGUUAUAGUGACCUUCAACCAACUCUGUAUGACAGUACCCUGGAACAACAAUGAGUUUCAUGACAUUAUCAUUGCCCAACUGAACAGAAAAAAAAAAUCAACGCUUGAAUUCCAAGCAUACAUCUCCACAAGAGGAUGUAUUUGAUGAUAAGAGGCCUGGUACUUUAUAUUUCUGAAAUACAUCAGCUGAAGGAAAUCUGAUUUCCUUUGACUAACCUGUUUCCAAUUGUAUCAUUCUGUACAGUGUCUCCAGCUGAAUGUUCAUGCGCAUUUGUCAGUUAGUGUGAAAUUAACUUUUCUGCAUUGCAUAACUGUAGAUUAAGACUGAGAAUGAGGCACAAAACUGGAAUUAAUGAUUGUUAUUUUAAUGAAAAUUUUCAUCCAUCAAACCCAUACUGUCAGUUUUGCAUGUUCACAAAUAAGAGAAGAUCUGUAGAUGCUUUAAAUCCGAGCAACACACAUAAGAUGCUGGAGGAACUCAGCAGGCCAGGCAGCAUCUAUGGAAAAGAGUACAAUCGACAUUUCGGCCCGAAACUUUAACUGUACUUUUUUCCAUUGACGCUGCCUGGCCUGCUGAGUUCCUCCAGCAUUUUGAGAGUUUUGCAUUUUGAUCAACCCCUUGAAGCUGACCAUUGUAAAAAAUGCUAUGGCUUACUGCAGGUAAUAUGAUCAAUAUCCAAAAGUGUUUUUGUCGUGAAUAUUGAGUGAACAUUUCAUUUCUAAGGUCACUUUUCAUAAAAGCAGGGAAAAUAGUACUGAGUUUUGUAAUUUAAAAAAUGUUUUAUUUACUUAUCUCUUCACAAAAUCUUUCUCUUUAUUUUGUCAGUUGCCGAUGUGACAUUCCAUUAAACCAUAUUGAAAUAGAAUAAUUCAGUUGAGAUUAUUCAGAAGACAAGAAAAGCAACAUUAAAAGUACAAUUCUGAUUAUGCAUUUUAAAUACAUUUCCACCGACAAACAACCCAUUUAAUGAUGCACAAUUCAUAUGGAAAACAAGCAAAUUAAUUUAAGACCAGGAUGGAAAUUCAAUAAACCUACAGGCAUACUUUGUAAUGAUCUGAAACUGAUAAAGAGUGGGAUUCAUAUCUCAGUUUUGUCAACAAGUUGUUUACCUACAGUAUGUUAUCAGCUGUUUACUCUUUUCCAUAGAUGCUGCCUGAUCUGCUGAGUUCCUCCAGUAUUGCUUUGGAUUCGAACAUCUGUAGAAUUUCUCAUGUUUGUAUUGUAUAACCUUACCAUUGGAUGAUAUAGGUCAUAGGCAACUAUAUUUGUAUUAGAAUGAUACUGUACUAGUUGUCAUAGUUAAUCACUCAGCCUACUCGAUAUCUGGAUAUCAUCUAUGCAGAUGCUGGAAUAAACUAUUAUUGCCGCGGGCUGCUAUAAAGUAAUUACUUUGACAGUUUUGUUCCAUUACCAAUGGAUUAGCAAGUGAAUCCUCUUUCUGCUUCUUACAGAACAAUUCACUAGGCCUCCAGACCAGUGCCAAAUCUUCUGUUUAAUUGGAAAUGAUAUCCUGGGUUAAGUUAACAUUUUUUUCAGACAUAAAGGUAUCAGUUCCAGUCAGUAAGUUCCUAAUGUAAAAAAUAUUAGGGAUUCCCUCUAUCAAAUAAGUGGAUUUGCCUGCCACUUCUCCACCAUAAUUAAUCAAGACCUUGCAACACAAUGUGGUACGUGAAUAGCUAACCAGAUCAACUAAAGCGAUAGUACAUCAUGCACACACGUGAAGAAUGUUCUGGCCAUGUAGAAACACAUGUAUUCUUUGAUGUAAAUGCUUUUCUCACUGAACUUUGCACUAAGUCAAUGCUGCAUAUCAAAUUUAUUAUAUAAUUACACAAGUCUAAUUAAUAGAUAGUCGUAUGAGGCUGAAGCAAUAUUACAGGAAUGAUCAUUGAGAAGGAGAUUUAAAGCCACAGUAAAUUGGUUCUCUGAGAUUUGUGCUCUUCUCUAAAACUAGAUCAAAAUUAUUCUUUGUUGAAUAUCUGACUUUAUCCAUGGAUAUGGCUCCAUGAACUUAGACAUUUUAUGGUAAUUGUGAAGUACUGAAAUGGUUUGUUGCCAUACUGAUAGAACCAAGUUGGGCAGGAUUUCAGUCAAUAAUUUACAUUGCAUAUAUAAUGAUGCAUUGUAUGUUAAUACAAUACUGAUGCUCUAUCAUGGGCCAUUUAUUUGUGUCUGUGUAUAUAUUUGUUUUUAAUCUUUGUUCAAGGUUUUAUAUGUUCUCCAUUCCUGAGCUCACAUUGGAUGCACACCGACUUUAUUUCAUUAUUGGGUACCUUCCAUUGGGUUUAAUUACCAGCAGUUCUUGAUUUAACAACAGGUCAGAGUCAGGUACUGUUUUCCAGACUCAGCUGCCCAAAAUCAUCAGGGGACA
Messenger RNA from Mobula hypostoma (lesser devil ray), 4098 nucleotides. RefSeq lists its product as uncharacterized. The transcript is spliced from 6 exons. NCBI's taxonomy places the organism in Eukaryota, Metazoa, Chordata, Chondrichthyes, Myliobatiformes, Myliobatidae. The record is from RefSeq and is a predicted model, not a curated record. The coding region runs from base 805 to 1653 and encodes 282 amino acids.